This is a messenger RNA of Hibiscus syriacus, 462 nucleotides long. RefSeq names its product protein DETOXIFICATION 46, chloroplastic-like. The coding region runs from base 1 to 462 and encodes 153 amino acids. Lineage: Eukaryota; Viridiplantae; Streptophyta; Magnoliopsida; Malvales; Malvaceae. The transcript is spliced from 4 exons. The record is from RefSeq and is a predicted model, not a curated record.
AUGAUUGAAGCUUUAAACAAGAAAGGUUACAAUGCAUUUGCCAUCUCCAUUCCAUCGUUUAAUGAGCUGCUGAACGUGCUAGCAAUUGCUGAUAGUUUUCUACUCUCUCCUCUCAUAUAUUUUGCCACAUCCAUGGGAACACACGUUGUUGCUGCUCAUCAGAUCAUGCUUCAAAUAUGUGGCAUGUGCACUGUUUGGGGUGAGCCUCUAUCUCAAACCUCACAGUCAUUUAUGCCUGAGUUGAUAUAUGGAGUCAAUCGAUAUUUGCCAAAGGCUAGAAUGCUGCUAGAAUCACUUGUCACUAUUGGUGCUACACUUGGACUGGUAUUAGGGAUUAUUGGGACGGCAGUUCCUUGUCUUUUCCCCAACAUAUUUACACAUGAUAUAAAGGUCAUACAAGAGGUUUGUUCUUGUUUCUCUCCAACCUUCCCGUUUCCACCACUUCACCUGUUACUGCAGUAG